UUUGUUUUGGUUUCCGGGAAAGCUUGUUUAGAGCGUUUUCCUGUUGAUUUUCCUUGAUUUCUCGAGAUUUCUUGUAGUAAAAUGUGCACACCUACUUUUCAAACCUACAGAGAACAGCUUACAGACAUUCUCAGGGAAUCCUUCAAGGAGCGAAAAUUCGCAAAGUUAGAGGCGGAUUUCAAGCAUCUCGGUGGCGCACACACUGAUAAGAAGUCCAGUUUAGACCAGGUGUUCAGAGAUGUGCUGCUGACGGACCACGUCGGAGAUGUGAAGGCGGUGGAAGACUUCAUAACGCUGUCCGCGAACGCUGCCCGGAAUGACUUGGUGUCCGUCACCAUUCCAGUGAUCCUCCUGGGCGAUGUGUUCGAUGCUGUGACACUGGAUCAGUGCGAGCAGCUCUUCACGUAUGUGGAGAACAAUGUGGCCGUGUGGAAGGAGGAGGUUUUCUUCACGCCCUGCAAGAAUAACAUCCUGCGGAUGUGCAAUGACUUGCUCAGGAGGCUUUCCAGAUCUCAGAACACUGUGUUUUGCGGAAGAAUUCUCCUCUUCCUGGCCAAAUUCUUCCCCUUCUCCGAGAGAUCAGGACUGAACAUUGUCUCUGAGUUCAAUUUGGAGAAUCUCACGGAAUACAGCACAGAUGGGAAGAAUGAGAAUCUCGCCGGAGAUUCAGUGGAAACUCAGCUGCAGAUUGAUUACAAUUUGUACUGCAAAUUCUGGGCGUUGCAGGACUUCUUCAGGAAUCCAAAUCAAUGCUACAACAAAGUUCAGUGGAAGACUUUCGUGAGCCACACGUCCAGCGUCCUGGCGGCAUUUAGGGGAUUCAAGCUUGAGGAGCCGAGAGAGGGAAGCAGUCGAGAGAAGAGCGAAGCAAUGGAUGUGGAUGAAUUGGACGAGAAGAAUCUUCUCGAUCCUGACAAGGGAGCACAGCACUUCUUUGCCAAAUUCCUCACGAAUCCCAAACUCCUGGCACUUCAGCUCUCAGAUUCCAACUUCCGACGCUCCGUUCUCGUGCAGUUUCUCAUCAUCUUCCACUAUUUGCCGUCUCAGGUGAAGUUCAAGAUGGACAUGUACACGCUGGCUCAGGCGCAGGUGGACUGGAUCAAGGAGACGGAGGCUCAGGUGUAUCGUCUGCUGGAUGAGACGCCGCCGAAUGGCACGAAGUUCUCCAAGAGUGUGCAGCACAUGCUUCAGCGCGAGGAGAUGUGGAACAACUGGAAGAAUGAGGGUUGCAAGGAGUUUCAGCGUCCAGAUCCGCAUCCCAGUGACACGGGAAAGGCGCCCUCGCCGCAGAGGAAGUACAAGAGACUCCUUGGUGACUCCAUCAAGGAGGCCACAAAGCAUGGGAAGUUCUACAUGGGCAAUCCAGAGCUGACGAAGCUCUGGAAUCUCUGUCCGGACAAUCUCCAAGCGUGCAAGGGAUCGGACAGGAACUUCCUGCCAUCGCUGGAGUCUUAUCUGGAGAAUCCGAAGGACAAGAAUGAUCCGUCAUACGAGUGGCGAGCUUUGAGGCUCAUGGCGAGACAGUCGCCGCACUUCUUCACGCUCUUCAACACGCCAUCGUACAAAGUCAGUGACUAUCUGGAGAGUGUGCGCAAGAAGAUCCAGAAGGAUCGCUCUGAGGCGAAGCAGGAGCCCAUGGAGGAGGUUCUGCCGGUGGUGGAGCAAAUGGAGGCGGAUAAUGACAAUUUUGCUGAUGAGCAGGAGCAAAUUGAGGCGGAUUUGCUGAAGACGGAACAACUGACGCCGGAGGACAAGAACAACCACAAGCCGAACAUGAUCACGGCGGAGCAGCUGCAAGAGUUGGCGCCCAUCAUUGGGGCGGAUUGGAAGAAGUUGGCCAACAAGCUCGGCUAUCGACCCGACGAGAUACUCUUCUUCGAGACGGAAAAUCCCACUGCGUCCGCACAGUGUCACGCGAUGCUGCAGAUCUGGUUCGAUGACGACAUGGACGCCAGUCUGGACAAUUUGGCGUACAUCCUCGAGGGAUUGGGCAUGCUGGAGUCCUGCGACACGGUGAAGAAAUUCAUUGGCAACGUUGAUUAAAGGUGAAAAAACAUUUUUCUU
This is a messenger RNA of Phlebotomus argentipes, 2064 nucleotides long. It is a transcript of the gene Hpr1, whose product is annotated as THO complex subunit 1. Gene Ontology annotation, cellular component: THO complex part of transcription export complex. Gene Ontology annotation, biological process: mRNA export from nucleus; regulation of DNA-templated transcription elongation; signal transduction. The transcript is spliced from 3 exons. Gene Ontology annotation, molecular function: protein binding. Lineage: Eukaryota; Metazoa; Arthropoda; Insecta; Diptera; Psychodidae. The record is from RefSeq and is a predicted model, not a curated record. The coding region runs from base 82 to 2043 and encodes 653 amino acids.